Messenger RNA from Photinus pyralis (common eastern firefly), 2529 nucleotides. RefSeq names its product protein held out wings (gene how). Gene Ontology annotation, molecular function: mRNA binding. Gene Ontology annotation, biological process: regulation of mRNA splicing, via spliceosome. Gene Ontology annotation, cellular component: nucleus. Bases 195 to 923 code for a protein of 242 amino acids. The record is from RefSeq and is a predicted model, not a curated record. The transcript is spliced from 6 exons. NCBI's taxonomy places the organism in Eukaryota, Metazoa, Arthropoda, Insecta, Coleoptera, Lampyridae.
UAAUUCGUGUUUCUCUUGUUACAGAAAUUGCAAAAGUUCGAGCUAGUUUAUUUCAAAUAAAUGGAGUCAAAAAGGAACCCCUAAUAUUACCAGAGCCAGAUGGAACGGUCACGACACUUACAGAAAAAGUAUAUGUUCCAGUUAAGGAACAUCCAGAUUUUAAUUUUGUUGGAAGAAUAUUGGGUCCAAGAGGAAUGACAGCUAAACAAUUAGAACAAGAAACGGGUUGUAAAAUAAUGGUACGGGGAAAGGGAUCAAUGAGGGAUAAAAAGAAGGAAGAUCAAAACAGAGGAAAACCAAAUUGGGAACAUCUCUCAGAUGAGUUGCACGUUCUUCUUACAGUUGAAGAUACAGAGAAUCGGGCGCAAAUCAAAUUGGCGCGAGCGGUCGAGGAAGUUAAAAAAUUACUUGUACCACAAGCUGAUGGGGAAGAUGAACUCAAAAAAAGGCAGUUAAUGGAGCUUGCCAUUAUAAAUGGUACAUACAGAGAUUCUACUUCAAAAGCAGCUUCGGCUGCAGUAUGUGAUGAGGAGUGGAGGCGCGUAGCGGUUGCAGCGGCAGCCGAAACUCAGCGAUUGUUAUCACCAGCGAUUCCCGGAUUGGCGACACCUCUCCGCACUCCAGCAACACCUUUGGGGGCGCCUCUAAUUUUGUCACCACGCAUGUCGGUGCCUACGACGGCGGCGUCAAUCCUUAAUGGAUCUGCACCCCCCGGCUCGCUUUUGUCACCGGGAGACACUCACGGUCUCAUAUACACACCGUACACAGAUUAUACCAACUACGCUGCCCUUGCCGCAUCGCCACUUCUGACGGAAUACGCAGCAGCAGAUCAUUCUGGUGCGGCUGCCGUUGCUGCCAAACAACGUAGACAUUUGGGGCAGAUCAGGGAACACCCCUACCAAAGAGCUGGCGCUCUGUCUUAAAUAGGCAAGGUUAGUUUAUAUCACUUAUUUAUUGUUUCAGGUGUGUGGCCGCAGUGUAUGUGUCAUUUUCGUGUGGUUUAUUAUGUUUGUGUCCUUUAAAAGUACUUUUCAUUAACACGCUUUUGAUAUUUUUCCAAAAGGAUUAUUACUCUCAAAUGAAAAGUACCAACAUUUUCAGUUGUUUGCCAUUUUUUAAGUAUUUAUAGAUGUAUUCAUAUAAAUAUAGUGAUUAGCCGUAGAUGUCCAUAUUUAAGCCAUUUCUUCAGUAUUUAAUAUUUUAAUUAUGCGGGUUGUGACACAAUAAGCUAUAAAAGUUACAGAUAUUAUUAUAGCUCUCUCAGAAGGAAAGAAGGAUUUUAUUUUGAGUGUUACCAAGUAUUUUUCAUAAAUAUUGAGACAUUAUUUUAGUUCGUACCAUUGAAUAAAAAUAAAUAGAAAUUCAAACUGAAAUUUUCUUCGUUUAAAGUUCAACGAAAUUAUAUUAUCUGUUUCUAUGUGAUUGAAAAAGAAUGCCACUUAUUUGGUCUCAGAAUCAUGGCGUGCUCCAAAAUCGUAUUUUUUUCAGAGAGCGGUUGUGAUUAGGGUUCACAUUUUUGAGUACCAAAUAACACUAACGCCUUCAGUACUCUCCAGUGUCUAGGCAAAGCAAUAGGGUACAAAACAUUAAUUAAUUGUACCCGAGAUCUUACAAUGUUUCAUUAGGGUGGGACAUUUGUCACAAGGGUUAGAUGUAGUAAUUAAAUAUGCAAGAUAAUAGAUAAAUGAAUGAAUUUUGCAGUUAUCUACUUAUUUAAUUUGGACUUCUAUUUUUUUUUUAUUCAUUGUGUAGAGAAUCGGAUAAUAUAUGAUAAUUAUAAUACUCAUCGUAUUUUAUACAUACCGAAACAAAACUUUAAUGAGUGGUUUUGCCUUUAAUUGUUUUUAUACUUCUAAUAAACUAGAAGUUUCAAAAGGUAACAGUAAUUGGAUGAACUUCACAUAUGCAAAAGAUAUGUUUUACACAUGGGCAUGUUCACAUUUUUUCAUGUUUGCAAAAACUAUUCAUAUUAAUACUGAAAAUAGCAAUGCAAGUUUUGAUAUAACGAAGAUCAACACAAAAACUGUUGUUCUUUGUUAAUUGAUCUCAGUUUCAUCAUAAAGUAUAUGGUUUGACAUCGUAAUUAGUAGGUUAAUGUCUUAAUAUUUACACGAGUUGUGCUGUCCUAGUCGGAAAUUGUGUAUCACUGGUGCUUAUAUAUUGUAUUGUUUGGUAUUUAUAUAUUUUAUCGCGUUACGUUAAUUUUUUUGUUCAUAAUUCACCUCACAAAGAUACAGAUGUGAUAUUUUCGAUGCGUCUAAUUUAUUUUUAAUUUUCCUUCUUUCCUUAUUUAGUAUGUCGUAAAACAUAUGGUCUAUUGCUAAUUUCUUAUAAAUGUCAUAUAUUUAAUAUAUUUAUAUAUUAGCGGUAUUUUACUUUGCCAGUGUCCGAGACAGGUAAAUAUUUCAUUUUGGCAAAGUUAGUUGUAUUAAUUAUGUUGUAGUUAUAUGUCCAUAUAGCAUUAUAUUUUUUGUAUGUUGUUGACUUGCGCCAAUGUGGAACAAAAAUAUAUUUAUAUAAAAACCAAUA